Molecule: messenger RNA, 2606 nt
Organism: Sceloporus undulatus (fence lizard)
Lineage: Eukaryota; Metazoa; Chordata; Lepidosauria; Squamata; Phrynosomatidae
Product: B- and T-lymphocyte attenuator-like
Exons: 5
Coding region: 35-871 (278 amino acids)
Biological process (GO): immune response-regulating cell surface receptor signaling pathway
Cellular component (GO): plasma membrane
Molecular function (GO): signaling receptor activity
Source: RefSeq, a predicted model, not a curated record
CAUGAAGAUCAUGAAGUGAAGACAUCUACAGGCCAUGAACACAGGCAGUUUGGCACUGGAUUUUUUCUUUUUGAUGAUGGUGGUGGACAAGCCAUGGGUGUAUGCGGUUCAGGCUGAUAACUGCACUAUUGCUGUUACUGUCCAGAGGAAUACCAAGUACUACAGCAAAUCCGGUGAUUCAACUUCUAUAGAGUGCCCUGUGAUGUACUGUCAAAAGAAGCCCAAUGUGCAUUGGCAUAUGUACAAUACAAUGCUCAAGAAAUUCUUCUCUUUAAGUCUUGGACCAAAUCACACAACUUCAUGGAGAACUGGAAACAUUUUUGUUUUGACUUUUCAACCUAUUAAUAAAAAUGAUAGCGGAACGUAUCGUUGUGAAGCAAAUGUGGCUAACAGCACCAUUGCAGGCCAUGCAAUAGAGGUUAUUGUUCAAGAUUACAGCAACAUCACUGUAUUUGAUGACGCUAGAAAUACUACAGAAGAUCGUGAAGCAUCUGAAAAGAACAAGAUGUUGAUUAUUUAUAUCCUGUCAUCCCUGGGAGCACUGGGCCUCUUCAUUUUCUGCUGCUUUGGCGUGCUGCAAUCUAAACGGAGGCUUCAAGGGGGAAACAAGACAGUUUCAUCAACCUUAGAGGAAGAAACAAAAGAGCUUCCCAGUGGCAGUGCUGUUGACAGCAGACAAAUCAACUGCAAGAAGCCCAACAUGGUAACAUCAAAACCUGCACAUGACAAAUCUGUCACCAACCAGCUCUUAUCUGCAAACCAGGAUACCCUUGUUUAUGCAACACUGAACCAUAGAGAACAUUUUGAGAAAAGUGAGCCCUUUGUGGAAACUGAGUUUACUGAAUAUGCUGCAAUUGUGUUGAAGAACUAAAUGUAGAUGUCUCCUUAUUGGUUCCCAUAAUAUUAUGUCUUCUGUUGUGACUCAACCAGGUUUCUCAAAAGCACCAAUCUGUUUCGUAUAUGCUUUUAUGCUUAUCAGACAAUAUGUUUCCACUAGUAUUCAUUUUUCUGGUAUCAUCAUUGAUCAUUUAAAUUAGUCUCAUUCUGGUUGACAAGACUGCAUCUAUUCUAAUUUCAUAAACUUCCAUUCAGGCUCUUGUUAGCACGAACUUUGAUCUAAUCAAAACAUAAUAGUGUUGGACAACAUAGAUAGUCCAGUAUUUUUUUUACCCAAUUUUUUUACCCAAAUGAAUAUCACAAAUGUAUCUAAUAAGGUUUAGCAUAUGUCACAAUGGACUGAUAAACUAUCAUUCUGAGAAACAGCAACUUCUGUCAUUUUUGUUGGCAGUUCCAGUUCACUACGAGGUAAUGAGAGACUCUCAGUGUACAGAAUGAUUGCAUAUAUUUCCUAUUUGCUGGAAAUAAACAAAUCUUUAUUCAUUGUUUUCAGCCUGAAUAAAUUGCAUUGCUUACUGGUGUUAUUCCUAGGAAAUCAAAAUAGUGAUGACAAAAAUUGUAAAUUAAUGGACAAAAGAACUAUAGUCCCAUAGAAACAAGGAAUACAUAUGAGAAUACAGACAUGGUUGGAGAAUACAUGGGGCCUAUACUACUCGUUGUAAUUACAGUUGUUAAAUUAGCUUUCAGCAUGGUUUAUAUGUAUAUUUUUACACUGAGAUGUCAAGACUGACCUAAAUUUCCCAUAACUAUCUUCUACCAACUGAAACUUUCCAGGUUAUUGAUAGGAGUGCAGUAGGAUGCCAAGGGCUAACUCCCUUCUACUGUUACUAUGUGUUAAAUUUAGGAAAGAACGUAUACACUCAGUUGGGCCCCUUUACAAGCCAGACCCUUCUACUCUAAAUUAUGGAAAUAAUAUUCAAAAAUAUUCCAAACAAAUUCAAUAAAAUAUAAUUACAAUAUAAAUGUUUUAAAAAUCAUUGAAAUAUAUGCUUUAGAGCCGUGAUGGCAAACCUAUGGCACAUGUGCCAGAGAUGGCACACAACACCAUUUCCCCCAGCACAUGGCAGGGGAAGAGGAGGAAGAGUCGUGCACCUGUUAUUCCUUCUUUCUGACCCUUCCCAGCCCCCAGCUGCCUCUUUGGAAGCAGCUGAAGGCUGGGAACAGCACUGAGAGAUGAGGAAGAAGAGGCACAUACCUGUUCCUCCUCCUUUCCGACCCUUCCUGGCCUCCAGUUGGUUCUUUGGAGGCAGCUGAAGACCGAGAACGGUGAAGGGAGAGGAGGAGGAAGAGGUGCAUGCCUGUUCCUCUUUUUCCUCCCAUGCUGCUAGGCCUUCUGCUAUCUCUGGAGAGGCAGCUGAAGGUCCGGGAGGGCAGGGGAAGAGGUCUUGACCCAGAAGCCCCAUCCCCAGGGAGCAGAAGUCCCACCCCCAGAGGGUGGGAGUCCCACCCUUGGCACCAGGUAACAUCUGGUGUUGGAAAACCUUUUAGUUUGGGCACUCGGCCUCUAAAAGUUUCUCCAUCAGUGCUUUAGAGUGACAAGAAACUCUGAUGCAAAGAAUCUUGAAUUGCUGAGUUGCUAUUUUGUUCUUCCAUCAUAUUUUGAUGAAAAAUUUGCCUUGCUAUGUUGAUUCCAGUGUCUACAUUUGCUGUAUUUAUUGUUCUGUCUAACCUAAAAGCUGUUGUUAUACCCUCAAACAAAUUCAGUGAAU